ACUCAACAUGAUCGCCAGAGACACGGGCCGUCUGAUUGUGCUGUCAGCAUUUGUAGCACUUUGUGCUAUAGUGCUGUUUUCUUCCGAAACUGAAGCCAAAGGAUAUGGUGACGUUUCUCCUUACAAAGGCUCGGUGAAACGUGGUGGUGGCAAAUAUUUUCCAGGUGUACCGUUUAAAAAACGGUAUGGAAAAGGUAGAAAAAGAUUCGGUGUAGGUUGGAGAGGAAGAAAAAAUCGAUUUUUAAAGAAAUUUGGACGCAGAGGAAACCGAAAGGGAUAUGGUAAAGGCAGAGGACUUGGAAAUAAAAUAGGAAGACGUUAUUAUGGUCUCCGAAAACGAGGAAAAGGUGGAAAAUAUAGAGGUCUAUGGAAGGGAUCGAGGAAAAAUAAUAAAGUACGUCGACGAGGUUACGGAGGAAGAAAAGGAAAGAGGUAUGGUGGAAAGAGGUACGGUGGAAAGAGAGGAAGGAAGUAUCGCGGAAGAAAGGGAAGAAAAUAUGCCGGAAAGAAGGGGAGGAAGUAUAGAGGAAAGAAAUACAGGGGUAGAAAGGGGAAAAGUUACAGAGGAAAGGGAUCAAAAGGGUAUCCUAAAAAGAAGGAUGAAAACUGCUAGGAAGGGCUAUUAUUAAAUGGCUUUAUUUCUUGAACAUGUAGAAAAAAUAUUUGUCGAAAUAAAAUCUAAAACUUUAACAGAA
Magallana angulata is the source of this 695-nucleotide messenger RNA. RefSeq names its product TATA-binding protein-associated factor 2N-like. Lineage: Eukaryota; Metazoa; Mollusca; Bivalvia; Ostreida; Ostreidae. The transcript has 3 exons. The coding region runs from base 8 to 613 and encodes 201 amino acids. The record is from RefSeq and is a predicted model, not a curated record.